Rhipicephalus sanguineus (brown dog tick) is the source of this 2654-nucleotide messenger RNA. Its product is annotated as la-related protein 1. Gene Ontology annotation, molecular function: RNA cap binding. Gene Ontology annotation, cellular component: cytosol; cytoplasmic stress granule. The transcript is spliced from 11 exons. Bases 38 to 2509 code for a protein of 823 amino acids. The record is from RefSeq and is a predicted model, not a curated record. Gene Ontology annotation, biological process: mRNA stabilization; positive regulation of translation. NCBI's taxonomy places the organism in Eukaryota, Metazoa, Arthropoda, Arachnida, Ixodida, Ixodidae.
GUGCCCUGUCGGCGGCGCGGUGUCGGAGCGUGCCGUCAUGGCGGCGGUAGUGGCGAGUGGCCACGCGCAGUCCGGCGGUGGUGAUGAGGCGAAAGCAGCGAAGGACACCAAUGGCUCGUACGCCCAAGCCGCGGCCCGCGUGUCUUCCCGGGAGCCGGCUGCCGUUUCCAACGGAUUAACCGACGAAGGCUCCAAUGGAGCACCCGCGCAGGGACUAGGCCUAAGCAGCAAUAUGGUUCGGCCCAGUUCGUGCGCGCAAGUGGCCGCCGAGGUGCCCAGGACAAACCCGUGGGUGAAGCGCAAUGCGCAAGCGGCCUGCUCUGCCAGCCGCGCAGCUGGUGGCCACCCAGGUGCGUCCUCCCGCAAGGCGGAGGAAGACUGGCCCAGCCUUGGACCAGCUGCUGCUCAGGUGGGUGCAUUGUUGUCAAGUAGGUUGUCAUCACUGCAGCUGCAUCUUGCACAGAAUGAGGCCAGUCACCAGCACAGUGAGGACGAGGACUCUGCCAAGGAGAACAGGGAUGGUGCAACCAGCACCACGCCAGACUCGUCGGCUCGCAACACGCCCCGCUCAGGUCCUCGCAAAGGCAAUAAGCAGAAGUGGGUUCCCUUGGACAUUGAGCCGGCCAAGCCUCGUAAACCAGCCGGACAUGAAGCCCGGCCCGGAAGCCGAAUAACAGAAGGAGGUGAACGCCGAGGUCGCAGCUUCCGUGGACGGCAGCGAGGAGGACGGACGGGCCGCUCCUGGAAUGCCCCGCGUACCCAGUCCAGCAACAGGGCCCCUGAGGAGAGCUUUGCGCCUGGUGCGGCGGCCGGCCCAAUCGCCUCCUCCUUCCUGGGCACGUACUACUUCAACCAGGGCUACAUCAGCGUCGACGAGGCCACAUUACGCGAGUAUGUGCGCAAGCAGGUCGAGUACUAUUUCUCCGAGGAGAAUCUUCAGCGAGACUUCUUUCUGCGUCGAAAAAUGGAUGCCCAGGGUUACCUCCCACUGAGCCUGAUUGCAUCGUUCCACAGGAUACAGGCGUUGACCCAGGACGUGGCCCUUGUCAUGGAGGCGGUGCGUGAGAGCCCUCUGCUGGAGCUCAACGACGUCAAGGUGCGCACAAUCAAGGACCCCACGCGCUGGCCACUGCCUCAAGCACCGCUGCACCCCGAUGUGCCGGCCUUUGUGCCAGGCCAGCCAUACCCACCCGCGGCAGACGCGGGCAACGAGGCAGACACCGAGGAACCUCCCGAGGACCAGGGCUGGAAGGAAGUGCGGCGCCGUAACCGCGCGCACCGGGCUCGCACGGCCUCGCAAAGCCAGGCGGCACCCGAACGCGAGGAGCUCGAAUUCCAGUUUGACGAGGAGUUGCAGCGAGCACCCGAUGGACGCAACAACACGUUCACUGACUGGUCCGAUGACUCAGACUACGAGUUCAGUGACACUGAGGUGAACAAAAUCCUGAUAGUGACCCAGACUCCACCCCCACCAUCUGGCCUACGCAAGCACGAAGGCUACGAUCGGACAGGUGACUGGACGAGCCGAGUGAAAAUGACCCAGGAACUGGCGCAGGUGAUCAACGACGGGCUCUAUUUCUAUGAGGACGACCUGUGGAAUCAAGUGGACAGGCAAGAGCAGCAGAUGUACCGCACUGUGGAGGUGGUGAGCGAGGAGGAGUUUGCCCAGCGCCAAGGCCCGAGACAACGGUCGGCAAGCAGUGCAGGGCAGGCACCACCGCCCCCGCCACCUCCACCCAUACCGGAGGGCACACCGCGGAGCGCCGCAGGCCGCACCCCGCGCAAGGACCCCCGAGUGGCACCCCGCUUUUACCCCGUCGUUAAGGAGGGCAAGCCAGACACACCGCGCAAGCAGAAGACUCGACACAGCAGCAACCCUCCAACAGAACACCACGUGGGUUGGGUGCUGGACGUCCGGGAACACCGGUCCCGAGCAACCUCCAUUGGGGAGAUCGCCGACACGGUGGUCCUUGGCAGCACUCCCCACUCUCUACCCACCUUCGAGCAUCCGAGUCAUGCCCUGCUCAAGGAGAACGGCUUCACCCAGUUGGUCUACCACAAGUACCGGUCGCGCUGCCUCAAAGAGCGCAAGCGACUUGGGCCAGGCCAGAGCCAAGAGAUGAACACACUGUUUCGCUUCUGGUCAUUCUUUCUGCGUGAGCACUUCAACCGCAAGAUGUAUGAGGAGUUCCGGAGGCUGGCCCUGGAGGAUGCACGGGCAGGCUACCGGUAUGGCCUGGAGUGCCUAUUUCGUUUCUACAGCUAUGGCCUGGAGAAGCACUUCCGGCCAGACCUGUACGCGGACUUCCAGCAGGAGACGCUGAGCGACUGUGACCAGGGACAGCUGUAUGGGCUGGAGAAGUUCUGGGCUUUCCGCAAGUACUACCGCCUCAGCCACCAGUGCCCUGUCGAGCCUCGGCUGGAGUCCCUCCUGCAGGGGUACCGCAGCAUUGACGACUUCAGGAUAGACGUGGAGAGACCGCCGCGUCAACGCACCGGAGCCUUGUGAGACAUUACUGUGUGCCUUGUAGGCUCAGCCUGGCAUUGCCAGGCUGCAAGCCUUCUUUUCUUGGGUGGUAGAGCCUUUUUGCACUUUGCCAUUGUAUAAAAUACCCUUGCUGAGAAGAAUAAAUGCCUGUUUUAGUAUUUACAAA